AUAAGAAAAUUUACUGUCAGUUGUUGAUGUUGACCAUGUACAUAUAGAUUAGUUUUUUUAAAGAAAAAAUAAAUUUAAAGAGAAAAGAAUUCUUUGUUGUUUUUGUUGACUAUUUAAACACACUGUAACAAUUAUUUACGUGAGUGUUUUGAUUAAUUGUUUAUUCGUUAAUUUGUUUUCUUUUGUGUGGAGCGUCAACUUAUAUUUACUAAAUUUCUAACCUCAAAAAGAAAAAAAUAUAAAGAAUAAGGCGAAAAAUGGCCGGUAAAGCAACGGCAAAAAAGGCGCCUAAGAAAAAAGGUGCAAAUGGAUAUAAAUUACCUGAUCCAAUUCCAAAUGGAGAAAUUGUAACUGAUUUAAUGAAAAACAAAUGGAUUAUUAGCAGUUCAAUUGGAGUUGGUGGUUUUGGCGAAAUUUACUCAGCUGCACCUUAUUCUGGCAAAACACCAAAAGAUUAUCCAAAUGUCAUUAAAAUUGAACCACAUGGAAAUGGACCUUUAUUCGUGGAAAUGCAUUUUUACAUGAGAAAUGCUAAAUCAGAUGAUAUUGAAUCAUGGAGAAAGAAAAAGAAACUCUCCUUCAUUGGAAUGCCACGUUUUCUUGGUUCUGGAAGUCAUGAAUGUAACAAUACAAAAUAUCGUUUUGUCGUUAUGGAACGUUACAGUACUGAUUUAUGGAAAUUGUUUUUGGAAAAUAAUCGAGUUUUUCCAGAGAAUACUGUUUAUCAAGUUGGCCUGCAGAUUAUUGAUGUUUUAGAGUAUAUUCAUAGUCGAACGUACGUUCACGCUGACAUUAAGGGAGGAAAUUUGUUACUUAAUCGAGGAAAUGAAAAUCAAGUGUAUCUUGUUGAUUUUGGCUUGGCGUCGCAUUAUACGACAAAACCGGAGUACAAAUUAGAUCCUAAAAAAGCACACAAUGGAACUAUUGAGUACACGAGCCGUGAUGCUCACAUGGGAGUGCCGACAAUGCGAGGCGACAUAGAAAUUCUCGCUUAUAAUUUAAUUCAAUGGAUCUGCGGCGCUUUGCCAUGGGAGAAAAAUUUAAGCGAUCCUUCAGCAGUGCAAAAGCAAAAAGAGGCCGCCUUCAGUGAUACAAAUAAAUUUCUCAAACAAUGUUUCGCCGAUUCAAUAAUUCCCGCGGCAAUCACACAAUUUGUUUCACUCCUGGCAAAAAUGAAAUUCAAUGACACGCCCGAUUAUGAGAAAUUUAAGCAAACACUAAUUCAAGGUCUCAAGUCUCUCGGUAAAACGCCAGGCGAUAAAUUAGUGUUUUCCGGCGGUAAAAAAUCAACAACAGCUGGAAAAAUUGCAUCGGUUAUUGAAACAAAAACUCCAGUUGAGAAGAAAGUUGCGUCAAAAGUGCAGUCACGUUUACCAAAGAAAAUUACAACUAAGGAGACGGGAAAUAUUCUUUCGGCAGUACCGAAAAAAAUUGCAGCACUCAAGAGACUGAGCUCGGAGGCAAAUUCAUUGAAUGACUCAAUGAUUAUGAAUAAUUCGUGCAUUAGCGGCGAUGAUGUGGUGAAAAAAGUUUUGGCUAAUCUCGAUCCAGGCGAGGAAUAUGAGGUACAAAUAAAGAGGAAGAAGCGAGUUGUUGAUAAGAGCGAGACGCCGGAAAAAAAGGCGGCAACACGUGAUGCUGGAUCGUCAGGGAAGCGAGUUAUGAGGGAGAGGAAAAAGAAUACUCGUAAACAAUUGGACUCUGACUCUGAACCCGAGAUUAUCACUGUUGGUACGAGAUCGAGACCACGAGGAAAAUUGACAUCGAGAGCAAAGAAAAAUUCAAGUCUCAAUUCCGAGAAGGAUAUGUUCGAUGAUGAAUGAUCAACAAUGAUUCUAAGAUAAUGUGAAAAGAAAGAAAAUCAAGAAGAGGCUGAUUUUUUUCGAGAAAGUACAAAAAAAAAGUUUUCAUUUUUUAGAAAAGAAAAAAAUGACAGUAUAAAGUUUUAGGGAAAAACUUUGUUUUGAUCAUUGCAAUUAUUUGAGGUAAUCAGUAUUUUUUUUCUUCAUUCUACUUUUUUCCAUCCCUCUCCCACUUUAUAAUAAUGUGGCCUUUUAAACAAGUGGAAUUAUUUCCCUCUCACAUUCCACAAUGUUUAUUAUGACUUUUUGAAAUAAAAAACAAAAAUUUCCACUUA
Molecule: messenger RNA, 2137 nt
Organism: Leptopilina heterotoma
Lineage: Eukaryota; Metazoa; Arthropoda; Insecta; Hymenoptera; Figitidae
Product: serine/threonine-protein kinase VRK1-like
Exons: 7
Coding region: 258-1823 (521 amino acids)
Biological process (GO): signal transduction; peptidyl-serine phosphorylation
Cellular component (GO): nucleus; cytoplasm
Molecular function (GO): protein serine/threonine kinase activity; ATP binding
Source: RefSeq, a predicted model, not a curated record